CCUUCUUUCCCACUAACACAAUGGAUUUAUCAACAUUUUCAGUCUUUCACAUUCUCUUCAUUUCCAUCCUCGUUCCAUAUCUUGUUUAUUCUUCCGCAGUUCCAGACCCCGAAUCGGUCGUGGACGACGUCCAUAAGAGUAUCAAUGCUUCUAGGAGGAACUUGGGUUACUUAUCAUGUGGAUCGGGGAACCCAAUUGAUGAUUGUUGGAGGUGUGACCCGAAUUGGGAGCGCAACCGUCAGAAAUUAGCUGAUUGUGGAAUCGGAUUCGGAAAGAAUGCUAUGGGUGGUAAAAAUGGUCGAAUCUAUGUCGUUACGGAUGCCGGAGACGAUGAUCCCUUGAACCCUAAACCUGGUACAUUAAGGCAUGCUGUGAUCCAAGACGAGCCAUUGUGGAUCAUAUUCAAGAGUGACAUGGUGAUUACAUUGAAAGAAGAGUUGGUGAUGAACUCUUACAAGACGAUCGACGGACGAGGCGCGAGCGUUCAUAUAUCGGGAGGGCCAUGCAUUACCAUACAUUACGUAUCGAACAUCAUCAUCCAUGGGAUCAACAUACAUGAUUGUAAGCCCGGAGGGAGUAGCACUAUAAGAGACUCACCUGAGCAUGCUGGCCAUUGGGAUCAAUCGGAUGGUGAUGGAGUAUCCAUCUUUAACAGCAAGAAUAUAUGGGUUGACCAUUGUACGCUCUCUAAUUGUCAGGAUGGACUGAUUGAUGUCAUCCAUGGAUCCACUGCAGUCACCAUCUCAAACAACUACAUGACCAAUCAUGAUAAAGUCAUGCUGUUGGGACACAGUGAUGAGUAUACACAAGAUAAAGAUAUGCAAGUCACUGUUGCCUUUAACCAUUUCGGAGAAGGCCUGGUACAAAGAAUGCCAAGGUGCCGACACGGAUACUUUCAUGUGGUGAACAACGAUUACACACACUGGAAGAUGUACGCCAUCGGUGGAAGUGCAAACCCUACCAUCAACAGCCAAGGGAAUCGAUUUCUAGCACCAGAUGACAGUUCGAUGAAAGAGGUGACCAAACACGAGGAUGCGCCGGAGAGCGAGUGGAGAAGCUGGAACUGGAGGUCGGAGGGGGAUUUGAUGUUGAACGGAGCCUUCUUCAGGCAGACUGGAGCAGGUGCAACUUCGACCUAUGCAAGGGCUUCGAGUCUGAGUGCUAGACCGUCUUCUCUUGUGGGUCCAAUGACGGCCACAGCCGGUGCACUAAAUUGUAGGAUUGGAUCCCACUGCUAGCUUUUAACUUAGCCGAAAAUCAUACGUACAAAUAUGUACGUAUGCGAGAAAAUACAAAUGGAAAGAGAGACUAAGAAGGAUCCUUGUUUAGCGGGGAUGAGUUAAAUAAUACUCUAAUGAAAUGUACUUUUAAUAGU
This is a messenger RNA of Hibiscus syriacus, 1375 nucleotides long. RefSeq names its product pectate lyase-like. NCBI's taxonomy places the organism in Eukaryota, Viridiplantae, Streptophyta, Magnoliopsida, Malvales, Malvaceae. The record is from RefSeq and is a predicted model, not a curated record. Gene Ontology annotation, molecular function: pectate lyase activity. Bases 21 to 1238 code for a protein of 405 amino acids. The transcript is spliced from 4 exons.